Molecule: messenger RNA, 2435 nt
Organism: Cornus florida
Lineage: Eukaryota; Viridiplantae; Streptophyta; Magnoliopsida; Cornales; Cornaceae
Product: 3-phosphoinositide-dependent protein kinase 2-like
Exons: 11
Coding region: 592-2091 (499 amino acids)
Biological process (GO): peptidyl-serine phosphorylation; intracellular signal transduction
Molecular function (GO): protein serine/threonine kinase activity; ATP binding
Source: RefSeq, a predicted model, not a curated record
UUUUUUUUUUUACAGUCAGAGAUGCAACGGCAGAGCAUUGAGGCCAUUUCUGAAGGAAAAUUUGAAAUUCUUCCAAUCAUAGGCAGAAUCAGUAUCAGCACCAUCAGCCCUAACACCGUUCUCUUCCCCUCCUUUUUAGAGAGAGAGAUUUUUUUUAGAGAGAGAGAAUGAUCUUCAUCAUUGAAUUCCAUGUGCUUCCUUCUCUUCAAUGAUCACACCUCCAUUGGUUUCUAGGGUUUUGAAAUAAAGCUGAUAAGUUUGCAGAGGGUAUAUAUAUAGAGAGAGAGAGGAAUGUAAUAUAUGUGAAAGGAAUCAUUUGCUUUACUGUUUCUUUCAAAUGAUGUUUGGUCUAAAGUGAGAAUAUAUAAAGAGAAUCUGAUAUGAUGUUUGAUGGGUUUCUUCUUCUUCUGUUCAACGGUCUUCCUUCCUCUUCAUUGGAGGCCGUGAUAACUCAACUCUUCUCCCAAUAUUUUUAGAGUGAGAAGGUGCUAUUUUUAAGAUAGAUAGAGAGUGAUAUAUAUAUAUAUAUAUAUAUAUAUAUAAACCUAUAUAUAUACAUUUAUAAAAUUUUAGGGAAUUCUAGAGGGAGAAAUGUUGGCAGUGGUUGGGGGUGAAGGAGGAGGAGCAGUUAACAUGGAGAAGGAUUUUGAUUCAAAGCUUAGGAUUCAGAAUGAUUCAUCCAAUCUUGGGAAAGUACAGAGAUCUAGGAGCUUUGCAUUCAGGGCACCACAGGAGAAUUUUACCAUCCAUGACUUUGAAUUGGGCAAAGUAUAUGGGGUUGGUUCUUAUUCCAAGGUUGUGAGAGCAAAGAAGAUAGACACAGGAAUUGUAUAUGCCUUGAAGGUUAUGGACAAAAAGUUCAUCACCAAAGAAAAUAAAACUGCUUACGUGAAGUUGGAGCGCAUUGUACUUGAUCAGUUGGAUCAUCCUGGCAUUGUGCGGCUAUUUUUUACAUUUCAAGAUAAUUUUUCCCUGUACAUGGCACUUGAGUCCUGUGAUGGUGGAGAACUUUUUGAUCAAAUAAACAGGAAAGGUCGUUUGUCAGAGGAGGAAGCCCGCUUCUAUGCUGCUGAAGUUGUAGAUGCUCUUGAAUAUAUACAUAGUCUGGGAUUGAUACAUCGAGAUAUUAAGCCAGAGAACCUGCUUCUUACUGCAGAAGGACAUAUAAAAAUUGCCGACUUCGGUAGCGUAAAGCCUUUGUUGGAUAGCCGUAUCACCAUCCUUCCAAAUGCAGCAUCAGAUGAUAAGGCUUGCACCUUUGUGGGGACAGCUGCUUAUGUCCCUCCAGAAGUUUUAAAUUCUUCUCCUGCAACUUUUGGAAAUGACCUCUGGGCACUUGGGUGCACCUUGUACCAGAUGCUUUCAGGAACUUCCCCCUUUAAAGAUGCAAGUGAAUGGCUUAUUUUCCAAAGGAUUAUUGCUAGAGACAUCAGAUUUCCAAAUUUUUUUUCUGAAGAAGCUAGAGAUCUUAUUGACCGAUUAUUGGAUACUAAUCCCAGCAAAAGACCAGGUGCUGGGCCUGAUGGUUAUGCUUCGCUCAAGGAGCAUCCUUUCUUUAAGGGUGUUGACUGGACAAAUUUAAGGGCACUACCCACUCCUAGGCUUGCUUUGGAGCCAAAGGGUCAGUCGAAAGAGGGUGGUAAUGCUCAGGAUUCUUCAUGUAACCAUUCACAUAUUGGGGAUGGUUCAGCAAGACAAAAUGAUGGAAAUGGUGGCACUGGAUCAUGUUUUGAAGCUGGCCAUAUAACUAGGCUUGCUUCCAUUGAUUCCUUUGAUUCAAAAUGGCAACAAUUUUUGGACCCUGGGGAAUCCAUUCUUAUGAUCUCAAUGGUCAAGAAAAUUCAGAAACUAACAAGCAAAAAGGUUCAGCUUAUUCUCACCAACAAGCCGAAGUUGAUUUACGUGAACCCCUCAAAAUUGGUGGUUAAAGGAAAUAUAAUCUGGUCCGACAACCCUAAUGACCUAAGCAUCCAAGUUAUGAGCCCUUCACAUUUCAAGAUUUGCACGCCAAAGAAAGUUUUGGCCUUCGAGGAUGCAAAGCAAAGAGCGUUGCAAUGGAAAAAGGCGAUUGAGGAUCUGCAGAACCUGUGAAUUAUGUUCUUCGUUUUGACAUCAAAUUCUUUGGUUGUAGCGAUAUUGUAGAGGAACAUGGGGAUCCCGAAACAGAUGGAUGCUCCCCGGAUUUUUUUCUUUUAUAACAAGAAAGCGAUUCAAGUUGCAGAACGAGCAGUUUCAGAGUUGCUAGACUUCAUCCUCCGAAUUCCUUUCCCUCGUGGCAAAGAACAAAUUUAUGAUUAGGGGUUCUGUAAUAAAAAUAGUACAAAGAGAAUUCCGAGUUGUAGGCUUCGUGGAGAGUUGGUAUCAUGACUGGUUUUCUGUGACAUGGAAAAUAUACAAGCAAUGUGAAAAUGAAACAUUCCAUUUUUAUUAUUUUC